AUGGAGGUCCGAGAUGUUGGGACAGUGAAUAGAAUCAGUCUCCACUCACACAUUGUGGGGCUUGGAUGCAAUGAGGAUGAGGUUGAGUACAACAAGGAUGGACUGGUUGGACAGGUUAAGGCUAGGAAGGCGAUGGUGCUUAUAAGAAAGAUGGUGGAGAGCAACAAAGGGGGAAAGAUAGUUCUGAUUAAGGGAGACCGAGGAAGUGGAAAGACCGCAUUGGCAAUAGGACUAUCGAAAAGCCUAGGGGGAGUGCAUUUUAACUCGAUCAGCGGGACAGAGAUAUAUAGUCUGGAGAUGAGUAAGUCCGAGGCUAUUACCCAGGCUCUUCGGAAGUCUGUUGGGCUAAGGAUUAAGGAGUCUGUGCGGACGAUUGAAGGAGAAGUUGUGAGCUUGAGUGGAAGGAGAAUUGUUCUCAAGACUGUUGAUAUGGAGUCUUCGUUUGACAUAGGAGAAAAGAUGAGGAAUGAGCUUGAUAAGGAGAAGGUAAGCGCCGGGGAUGUUAUAAGGAUUAUCAAGGAGAGAGGAAGAGUGUAUAAGAUUGGAACGAGCAUGGUGAAGAAGAAUGAGAUGGUAGGGAUGGAUGCACGGUUUGUUCCUUGUCCUGAGGGGGAAUUGAUAAAGAUCCGAGAGGAGAUUCAAGAGAUAUCUCUUCAUGACAUCGAUGUUAUAAACAACAAGGCUGAAGGAUACCUUGCUCUUUUCAGUGGAGAAACGGGGGAAAUUCGAACAGAGACAAGGGAUGAAGUGAACAAGAAGGUAUGGAACUGGAUCAAUGAGGGAAAGGCUGAGGUGGUCCGAGGAGUUUUGUUUAUAGACGAGGUUCACAUGCUUGACAUCGAAAGCUUUGCCUUUCUAAACAAGGCGAUCGAGGAGGACUUCUGCCCAGUGAUCCUCGUUUCAACCAACAAGAAGGAGUGUGUGAUAAAGGGAACCGACGAGACAAGUCCCUAUGGAAUGCCAAAAGACUUUAUUGACCGUGCCUUGAUCAUUUCUAUGGAGAAAUACAACCGAGAAGAUCUCGAAGCAAUCAUCAGACACAGAAUACUCGAGGAGGAUGUUCUCAUCGACGGCAGUGCUGUGGAUGCCCUUGUUUCGAUCUCCGAGGAAUCUGGGCUGAGAUACUCUAUGAACUUGCUGACAAUAUCUAGCCUGAGGGCAAGCAAAAGGGGGGGAAAGGUGGUUCUUGAGGACAUCAAAAGAGUUUCGGAGUUAUUCCUGAUGAGGCCCGCGGGAUCGAAGGCUUCAUGGUUAAAUAAAUCUUAUGUCCUCCAUUGGCUAUAUCUCUGCCUCAUUCAAUAUCAUGAACGUAGGCCUUCCGUGAGGACACUUCCAAGGCCUGUCCAAGACGCCCAAGCUCCUUACUAUCCUCUUCAUGUCCGCUGCAGAAAGAGCGUCGCCUAUCAUUACGCUUGUUCUACAUGCCUUUGA
Encephalitozoon intestinalis ATCC 50506 is the source of this 1431-nucleotide messenger RNA. Its product is annotated as DNA helicase TIP49 TBP-interacting protein. Gene Ontology annotation, biological process: box C/D snoRNP assembly; regulation of transcription by RNA polymerase II; chromatin remodeling. NCBI's taxonomy places the organism in Eukaryota, Fungi, Microsporidia, Unikaryonidae. The coding region runs from base 1 to 1431 and encodes 476 amino acids. The record is from RefSeq and is a predicted model, not a curated record. The transcript has a single exon. Gene Ontology annotation, molecular function: DNA helicase activity; ATP hydrolysis activity; ATP binding. Gene Ontology annotation, cellular component: Ino80 complex; R2TP complex; NuA4 histone acetyltransferase complex.